GAUCAGACGUUACGUGUCUGGGUCGGGAUAGACAAAUCGUUCCACGAAGCAAGGAAGAGAGCAAUGUGUAUAUAUAGCUGCUCAUUGACGAUAUGUCUACUAUGACGAUGCAUCCGCCCUACAGUUCUCAGGACUUUCCUUGGAUGAAUGGUCGUUCUGAGCCGUUUCACGGGACAGAGGGGAAAGUUUCCCUACCGUCUAUCCGUCAGGCUUUCCCCGAUUUUGAACAGCAAUUAAAACAAAACGUCGUGGUGACGACACCAUAUCCCGCAACUAGCCCUUCUAGAAAGUCUUUCAAUGGGGCAAUAACGCCCCCGGAAUAUAUACAUUCGCCAGUCUAUCACAAGAGACACUUCGAGAGUGUGAGGGACGCCGGGAAAACAAACUCGGUUCCUAGGCUAUUAACCAAUUUAAAUGGGAGCUCUCACCGAUCGGUAUCACCACCCUUUGAUUCUAGGACGGAUAUGGGAGCAUGGGGCAAGUCAACCCGAACUUGUUAUCCAACUGGCGAUAGCACUAGCCUACAGUAUCCAACAAAAUCAGGACACUAUGAACAAGUAGAGCAUCAAACGACUCUAUCGAAAUUAUCCACGUUAAAUCUUGCUCGAGAUAGAAACGAUUCGUUCCCAGGCUUGCCGAGCGACGACUAUAUUCGAGAAACUCAUAGGAGAACGAGAACUCCAGAAGACAUCAACACUAACACGUACGGUUUGGAGAUAAGGCCAGCUUCAUACCGACCUACUAAUUACUUCCACGGUUACCAUCAUCCCAACCGAGUGCAAUCCCUUUCUGUGGGGUCGGCCCAUCUCUUUGACAGGCCGUCGAUAUAUUCUCCAGCGCCUGCCACGUACGGCCAUCAACCACAUGAUAGCUACAUGCCCGUCCGCGAGCUCGGCGUUGGAGGAAACUACGAAAGCAAGCAGCGAAAGCGUCGUGGAAAUCUACCAAAAGAGACAACAGAUAAACUCCGCGCCUGGUUUCACUCCCACCUAUCGCAUCCGUACCCAACAGAGGAAGAAAAACAACAACUUAUGAAACAGACCGGUUUGCAAUUAAAUCAAAUAUCGAACUGGUUUAUCAACGCGAGACGACGCCAACUACCUAGUAUGAUCAACAACGCCCGUGCCGAGGCCGACGCCAUGACUGUACGCGGCGCAGAAAAUAACUUGAUACCUUCGACCGAAAGGGCCGACUACGAUACGGACGGCAGACUCCUAAGCGAUGAAGAGGCUGGUGCGACUCGUGACGUCGAAAUUGAGUGCAUUAAGCGACGCAGAGUCAAUGGCAGCAAACGCGGUAGCAUAUGAGAUGCCCGUGCUUCCUUACGAGAGGCCAUAUUCAUUGUAUUAUUACUAUCUUUACGAGGUUUAGGGAUUUACGCCGCGCAAGAGCUCAUCAUAAGAGUCUACCAAUACUCUAUCUAUUCUCUAAUCUCUCUCGGCCGGCCUUGACCUCGCGGGCGUUUGGCUCCCGCUAGCCGGUCUACGACAACAUAUCAUCUCAGCGGCAUUUUUUGUGUAGUUACCUCUUAUCUACCUAGGCAAUUCGAAUAAUGGGCAUGGCUUACGAUACGGGAAUGGAAAACAAUAACUAGGCGUUCUUGGGGGGCAUUAGAUUAAGAGAAAUGACGGUUUCGAAUACUACAAAAUAAAGGGGAAAGCUGUAUAUUACCGUGGAUUGAUUAGGAAUUUCUAAUCAUCGAAGCGAGGGAUACGUGGAAGUAUAGGGCCGUACGUGUAAAUUUAGCCUUAAGUCGAAAGUGCACUAUCCGGAUGAUAGAAAAUACGUCAAAUUCUUAAUAUCGUUUACCGGGCCAAA
Messenger RNA from Daldinia vernicosa, 1818 nucleotides. RefSeq lists its product as uncharacterized. Gene Ontology annotation, molecular function: DNA binding. Gene Ontology annotation, biological process: regulation of DNA-templated transcription. NCBI's taxonomy places the organism in Eukaryota, Fungi, Ascomycota, Sordariomycetes, Xylariales, Hypoxylaceae. The record is from RefSeq and is a predicted model, not a curated record. The coding region runs from base 93 to 1307 and encodes 404 amino acids. The transcript is spliced from 4 exons.